AUGCCCGAGCAACUCAAGGCCAGCGAGGUGAACUCCAAGACGGACCCCUCCGUCGCAAAGCAAUAUGAUGAAGAAACCCCCAAAGACCAGCAAAUCAAAGACUUUUUCCAACUCGUCGACGGAAAGAAGAUUUGCAUGCUAAACACCUUCCGCGACGGCGUCGGUCCCGUAGGACGUUCCAUGGCGCUCGCCCGCCGCGACGGCCCCGACCUCCUCUUCCUCUCCAACACGCACUCCCAAAAAUUCCAGGACCUAGCCCAAAACAACAAAGUCCAAAUCACCAUCCAAGACACAAAGUCUCAAGACUGGGCUUCCAUCACCGGCACCGCAACUACCUGCUCGAACAGCGACCCCCGCAUCAAAGAAGUCUGGAGCCGCGGUGCGUCGGCGUGGUUUGGCGAUUUGGGCGAUGGUGUGCAUGAUGGUGGACCGCAGGAUCCGAGGAUGGCGCUGAUUGAGGUUAAGAGUGAGUAUGUGGUUUAUUAUCUUGCUGAGACGGGGGCGUUGGGGUAUGUCAAGGAGGUUGUGGUUGCGAAUGUCAUGGGGGGUGUUGCGAAGACGGGGGUUUUGAGGGAGAUUAAGGGUGGGGAGCUUGAGAGGGCUAGGUCUAUGUGA
Messenger RNA from Bipolaris victoriae FI3, 615 nucleotides. RefSeq lists its product as hypothetical. The record is from RefSeq and is a predicted model, not a curated record. Bases 1 to 615 code for a protein of 204 amino acids. NCBI's taxonomy places the organism in Eukaryota, Fungi, Ascomycota, Dothideomycetes, Pleosporales, Pleosporaceae. The transcript is spliced from 2 exons.